AUGUCAUCAUCGGAAGUCCCCUGCCCCGCAUGCAAAUGGACCCCAGAUCAGCAAAGACGCUGCGCCUACGAAAGUAGCGUGCGCCUCUUCUACGGAGCCAGCAAUCGAGGCUACUGGUCCCUCGGUUCAAAAUUUCUGCUCAAAGAACGCGGGAAAGAUCCCCCUAGCCAUGAGGUCAUCAACACUCAUUUCAUCAAAGAGAAUACCACCAUUCCCGUCCCGACAACCGUGCAGGAGUGGACCGAGGGUGAGAAGUAUUUCCAGAUCGUCGAGCGGGUGCCUGGGGUACCGUUAGAGGAGAUCUGGUCGUCAAUCCCCCAACCCGACCGGGAAAGACUCGCUCGUCAAACUGCGGAGUAUCUGGGGCAGCUCCGUUCGUUCCACUCCGUUAAGAUGGAAAGUCUCCAUGGCCAACCGAUUUGGUGUCCUCAUCUCUUCCACAAUGAUGAAUUUGGGGUUACACAUGGGCCAUUGAGUACGACUGACGAGUUGUGCGAUGUUUUGAUGGAAUCUCUAAGCGACAAGGUACCGGAAGUUGUGAGAUUGCGGCUCCGUGACCGCAUGCCUUCUCCUCACCCGUGGACUUUUACCCACGGAGAUUUGACCAACUGCAAUAUUAUGGUGGAUCCAGACAACUUUGAAUUGAGAGCUCUGAUUGAUUGGGAGGGCUCGGGGUACUUACCUGUGUGGUGGGAGUUUAUGGGGGGCUAG
Penicillium verrucosum is the source of this 711-nucleotide messenger RNA. Its product is annotated as aminoglycoside phosphotransferase family protein. The record is from RefSeq and is a predicted model, not a curated record. The transcript has a single exon. NCBI's taxonomy places the organism in Eukaryota, Fungi, Ascomycota, Eurotiomycetes, Eurotiales, Aspergillaceae. The coding region runs from base 1 to 711 and encodes 236 amino acids.